AUGGCUGAUGGGCGGCCCAUCCGGAUAAGGCCUGAUCAUGGACGUAACACGUCCCCGCCGCACGAACCCGGCACCAGCCGCCGACGCCGGCGCCACCAGCGGCCGCCACCUGAGGAGGAUCAGAAGCAGGAAAUACUCAGUUUCGGCGAAGAACAGAUGAAUGGUGAAAAAAAUAUCAAUGGGGCUCUAUCAGAUGACUUGUUGUCCAACAUUUUUGACCGUGUCCCGGCCCACGAUAUAUACAAGGCAAGGCUCGUUUGCCGCAGGUGGUACGAAGUGACCCAUAGCCACAACAUUUACGCCCUUCUCUUCAAAAAAUACCGGGCCGUGUUCUCGAUGGGCACCCGAGACGGCCGGGUCGAGAUAAACAAGUUGAGGCAACAAAAAACGAGCGUGGCCGUGACCGAUUGUUCGGAACUCUGUUUAGCUUUUGCAGAAGGAGGGAAUAUUAGUGAGCUCAUCCCCUCACAUCACUCGUCAGGGGUAAUUCUUAAUCUCCCUUCACUUGUCACUCAUUCUAAAGCGACACCUAUGUAUUCAUGGGGAGUAUCAUGCGCUCGGGACUCCAUGGAUUUGAAAGUGGUGGUCUACAUUCCUCCCGAUCCAUAUACAGGCGUAAAGGUGGACGAGUUUCAUGUGUUAACCAUUGGAGAAGAUGAUGAUGAGUCGUGGAGAGUCGUGCAGGCCGAGCCUAGGGUUUUUUAUUUUUAA
Striga hermonthica is the source of this 711-nucleotide messenger RNA. The record is from the annotation of a GenBank genome assembly. Lineage: Eukaryota; Viridiplantae; Streptophyta; Magnoliopsida; Lamiales; Orobanchaceae.